Molecule: messenger RNA, 507 nt
Organism: Danaus chrysippus (African queen)
Lineage: Eukaryota; Metazoa; Arthropoda; Insecta; Lepidoptera; Nymphalidae
Source: the annotation of a GenBank genome assembly
AUGGAUGUUGAAGUAAAAAUAAAAGAUGACAUGAAGAAGCUAGGCUGUAAAUGCGACAAGAAAAUUGUAUUAGCCUACCAUUUAUACAUACAUCUUGUUGACGAAAAGCUGAUGUACGAUACCGAAUACUGUUACAAUAAAGACAUUGACACCAUGUAUAUUGUAGCACGGCCGAGAAAGAAUGAGAAAUUAAACAUAUAUGUGCCUGUACUAACAAGUGAGGACAUUAAUAUGGACUUUAUAAGUGUAUUGCAAGAGAAUUUGUGUACCGUAGAAACUGGACCUAGUGUAAACUUAGCAUUUAUCGAAGGUGACUUCACUAUCGUAAUUUACACGUUCACUAAAGGUUUGGCUGAACGCCGGUCGCCUGAACGUACAACACAAAUGAGGUUGAAGGAAGAAAAACGAAAUUUUAUUAAUACAGAGUUGAAGAAAAAUAAAAAUAAGAUAUUAAAUGAUGCUUUAAACGGUGGGGUCGUAGAUGAUGAUUGUGUUGUCUUAGAAUAG